GCCCGAAGUAUAAAAGCCUGACCAGGAGCAGAGGAGAGUCAGUCUGGACAUCAGCUCCACCGAGACCACACACACCAUGAACGCUUUCGCCGCCCUCCUUGUUCUGGCUCUUGCCUGCUCCGCCAACGCCGGCGGCUUCGGCCUCGGCUACGGCGGCUAUGGUGGCUACGGCCUCGGCUACGGCCACGGCUACGGCCACGGUGGCUAUGGAGGCUAUGGCCUCGGCCACGCUGUCGUUGCUGCCCCCGCCGUUGUCGCUGCCCCCGCCGUCGCCAAGGUUGCCGUCGCUGCCCCCGUGGCUAAGGUGGCCGUCGGCCACGCCGCCCGCUCCUACACCUACCGCAGCGACCACUUCGGCCCCGCUGUUGCUGUGACCCGCGCCGUCGCUGCUCCCGCCGUCGCCGUCGGACACGGAUACGGCUACGGACACGGAGGAUACGGUCUCGGCCUUGGCUACGGAGGCUACGGCUAUGGCGGCUAUGGCUACGGAGGUCUCGGCUACGGACACGGUGCCGUCGUCGCUGCUCCCGCUGUCGCCAAGGUUGCUGUCGCCCCCGUCGCUGUCGCCGCCGCCCCCGUCGCUGUUGGCGUCGGAUACGGUCUCGGACACGGAUACGGCUAUGGCGGCCACGGCUAUGGCGGCUACGGCUACGGUGGAAAGUUCUACGGUUAAAUCAUCCCCUCGUCUCAGCACACCUGAGCUCCUGGGCGGUGGGGCAUGAGUGUCCAGAUGCAACUUCACCGGCGGGUCGCCAUCCUUUCACCAACCAGGGCCCAUUUCGCUCUCCCCUCUCUCUUUAUAGGAAGAAUAAAUUAUUUUACGUUUGUUUA
Molecule: messenger RNA, 831 nt
Organism: Dermacentor andersoni
Lineage: Eukaryota; Metazoa; Arthropoda; Arachnida; Ixodida; Ixodidae
Source: RefSeq, a predicted model, not a curated record